Marasmius oreades (fairy-ring Marasmius) is the source of this 1227-nucleotide messenger RNA. RefSeq lists its product as uncharacterized. The transcript is spliced from 4 exons. NCBI's taxonomy places the organism in Eukaryota, Fungi, Basidiomycota, Agaricomycetes, Agaricales, Marasmiaceae. The record is from RefSeq and is a predicted model, not a curated record. The coding region runs from base 241 to 1227 and encodes 328 amino acids. Gene Ontology annotation, molecular function: carbon-oxygen lyase activity, acting on phosphates.
CCGAAAAGAGAGGAAAUUAUCCGGACCAUUUCGAUUCCUUUGAUUUCUCAAACGCUUGGUCGUUUUCCUCUGUGCCAUCAACAAGCCGGCACAAGAUAUGUUCGCGCAAAUCCAUGAUCCGACGUAGGUUGAGCCUUGAAAGCUGAUUGUCCCAAGGCUAUAUAAACUGCAUGUUGAAGUGGACCUACUACAGCACCAAGCUCAUUGGACUACUACAGUCUGCUUUCACACCUUCUCAACAUGAACGAUACACAAGGCGAAAACAAAACAACGGAAUCAUUAUCUUUCACUGCGAAGUCUUCCCUCCAGCGCAUGGUUCAUGAGCUUCUUGGGAAAUGCGACGUCACACUCGACAAACUUUCUUUUGACCAGGACCUCUACGACGAAUGCAAGAAGAUCAUGGCGUCCGAAUACCAUCUACCAUCGCCUCGUUAUCCCUGGUUCGAGAAAUACCUCUCCGUCGGGGUCGUCAUUGCUUUCACGUCCUAUGCCCAUCUUCCGAGGCACCACCGAGUGCAGAUUGCUGUUCAUACGUCUUUUGCUACGGCGCUCGACGAUAUCUUCUCUCACCACCAUCAACGAAUGGAAAGUUUCAAUGAAUCAUUUCUCAAGGGGGUCUCACAGGAUGAUCUCAUCCUCGAUGGUCUGGCCAAAGCCCUUUUGAAUACAUCCAAAUAUUAUAGCCCCAUACAGUCCAACUUGAUCGUGACAUCCACUUUGGAUUUCAUGACUUCUUUGAUAAUGGAGGUGAAAAUUAAAAAGAUGGAAAGCUUCGACUCACCCAGUUUCGCGGCUUACUAUCGGGACAUGUCUGGUGUUUCCAUAGCGUUUGCGAUGUUCAUAUUCCCGAAAGGAAUCGACCCCGCAACGUAUAUUCAAUGUACUCCUCAAAUCGGAAUGUAUAUCAAUUAUAUGAAUGACGUACUUUCGUUCUACAAAGAGGAAGUCGCGGGAGAGGAGGAAAACUUGGUGAGUAUGCUCGCGAAGGAAUCUUCGAUCACGAAGUAUGAGGCCAUCCAACGCAUAGCUGACGAUGUCGCUGAAGCCGAGAAGGACAUCUCGACAAGGUUGGCGGGUAAUAAGCUGGCCUUGGACGGUUGGCAGAGUUUCAAGAGAGGAUACGUCCGCUUCCAUACCUCAUCCCCCCGGUACAAGCUCGACGAGCUAUUUGAACUCCCUUACGGCCUCACUGUCAAGGAGACCGAAGGAGGAGUUGAAGACUUGUAG